Nematolebias whitei (Rio pearlfish) is the source of this 1033-nucleotide messenger RNA. RefSeq names its product cytidylate kinase (gene cmpk1). Gene Ontology annotation, molecular function: UMP kinase activity; ATP binding. The coding region runs from base 66 to 728 and encodes 220 amino acids. Gene Ontology annotation, biological process: 'de novo' pyrimidine nucleobase biosynthetic process; UDP biosynthetic process; CDP biosynthetic process. The transcript is spliced from 7 exons. The record is from RefSeq and is a predicted model, not a curated record. Gene Ontology annotation, cellular component: nucleus; cytoplasm. NCBI's taxonomy places the organism in Eukaryota, Metazoa, Chordata, Actinopteri, Cyprinodontiformes, Rivulidae.
GCCGUCGCCUGCCUGGCUCGUCCACGGAUACGGACACGCAUUCACCGGUCUCAGGGUUUUAGUUUAUGUUUGGCCGUUUGGUCGGGAACCUGUUCCAGAGAGUGCCGAGCUUGUUGAACCGGAGGUCCCUCAUGACGAAGCCGAAUGUUGUCUUUGUUCUCGGCGGGCCUGGCGCCGGCAAAGGGACCCAGUGCUCCAAAAUUGUGGAGACGUACAGCUGCACUCAUUUGUCAGCUGGAGAUUUACUCAGGGCAGAGCGAAACCGAAAGGAUUCAACAGAUGGACAGCUCAUUGACACCUACAUCAAAGAGGGUAAAAUUGUACCUGUAGAGAUCACCAUCAACCUCCUCAGGAAGGCUAUGGAAAACCAAAAGGAUGGUAAGAGCUAUUUCCUUAUCGAUGGUUUUCCCCGUAAUGAGGACAACCUUCGGGGAUGGAACCAUGUCAUGGACGGCCAAGCAAACGUCAAAUUUGUGCUUUUCUUCGACUGCAGCACUGAGGUUUGCAUCGACAGAUGUCUAGAAAGAGGGAAGAGCAGUGGACGCACAGAUGACAACAGAGAGAGCUUGGAGAAAAGAAUCCAAACCUACCUGCAGUCCACGCGACCAAUCAUCGAACUGUACGAGAAACUUGGGAAGGUGCACACUGUAGACGCUUCUCGUUCUGUAGACGAGGUGUUUGCUGAUGUUAAAACCCUUCUAGACAAAGAAGGUUUUCUGAAAAAGUGAAAGCCGUCCUGGAAAAUCAAGCUUGGGUUUCUCCAAACUGCCAGCAACAUUCGUUUUUGUUUUACUUUGAUUUUAUUUGUUUUUUUGGGGGUUUUUUUUUCAACCGCAAUUCUACUUGAUUGGGUUUAUAUGUCCGUAGUUAUGUGGUUUUAUGUUUGGUUACGUUCGGUUUCUAUGCCUUGUGUAAAUGCGACACUGAGUGUGUAUGUGACACGUGUUGGUAUGAGUGGGAGGAAGAGAUGCCCAGCAGCUCCUCAUCAUCGCCUCGUUUUUGUUCAGUGGAGCUCAAAGCUCAGUUUCGGUCU